Messenger RNA from Linum trigynum, 2189 nucleotides. Lineage: Eukaryota; Viridiplantae; Streptophyta; Magnoliopsida; Malpighiales; Linaceae. The record is from the annotation of a GenBank genome assembly.
CGUCGCUCCUCCACCGCGCAACCGCAAUCCGCCGCUCCCCCGCCGCGCUGGAUCCCGACGCUUUGGACACGCGUCGGUCAGCCUCCACCGUCGAGCCCGGCACCGGCGUACGUGUCAAUUCGCAAGUGGGGCAGGCGUGAACUCAGAAACAGAGAAAAACUAGUAUUUAAAUCGACAAUUGUUUUUUUAUAUAAAAGGCCACCACGAAAAAAAAAAGAAGAAGAGAGAGAGAGACCAAUAAUGGCGCUGGCGCAUAGACUUCUCUCAGUGGGGCGUUUUUGUUUUCUCCUUCUUCCUCUAUCUUUGCUUUUUAUGGGAGGUGCUUGUUUUUUCACUUCCCUCAGAUUACCAAAAAAAGAAAGAGAUUAGGUUCUUCCUUUAAAACUCCUCUCCUUCCUCUUCCUUCUUCCCCUAUCUUUGCUUUUGGCUGCUUCCAAGUUCCUCCAUCCAUCCCCUUACUUUCUCUUUUAUGGUUGAAAUUUUGUUUUAUUUUAUUAUUAUUCUCUUUUUGGUAUAAUUGAUUAAUUUCUACUAGUAAGGUAGGGUUAUAGCUCCCCACUUCAUCCAAACCACAGCUAGAUAGGGCACUUGGUUGAUUCAUCUUCCAGGCAGAAAGAAGAAGGAACAAACAGCUCCCUAGCUAGGGUUUGCUUCUUACAUCUUCUCCAUCUGCAUUUCUAUCCGCCAUCUGGGUUUUGUUCUAUUUCGGAAGCUUUUUUUCUGGGUAGUUCUAUUUCUGCUUUGACUAUAGAGUGUAGAAAUUUUUCUUCAUUUGGGGUUUUGGUGAGAUUUGCUUAUAUUCGCUUUCUGUUUUUGGGGGGAAAAUCUCCGAUCUUUUUAUGCUCCAUUUUGUGGGUUAAUUUGUUUGUUUGUGUUUUUCUGGUCCGCUCCACCGGUUGGCUUUUUCCUUGACUUAGCUGAUUUGGGUCUUCUGCUGUUUUUGGGCUCUGAGAUUUUAGACUCUCCGACUGUGCAGCUUAGGUGAUCGACGAAAAGCCGGACAGAGAGCGAGAGUAGGGGAAGGGGCUGAAACUAAAGCUAAAAGGAAAGAGAAAGCAAGUAACAAUGGUGAGAGGGAAGACCCAGAUGAAGAGAAUAGAGAAUGCGACCAGCAGGCAAGUGACUUUCUCAAAGAGAAGGAAUGGGCUGCUGAAGAAGGCGUUUGAGCUCUCUGUUCUCUGCGAUGCUGAAGUCGCACUUAUUGUUUUCUCCCCAAGAGGCAAGCUUUAUGAGUUCUCCAGCUCUAGUAUCAGCAAAACAAUAGAGCGAUAUGAGAAGAAGCAAAAGGAUAGUGAACCAGGGAGCAAGGGCUUUGAAGAUAACACACAGAAUGACGACAGCUUCAGUAUGGGAAAGAAGAUAGAGCAACUCGAAGUUUCAAAGAGAAAGUUAAUGGGAGAAUGUCUGGAGACAUGUUCCAUUGACGAGCUCAGAAAGUUAGAGUGCCAGCUUGAGAGAAGUUUGAGCAGAAUCAGAGCAAAAAAGACCCAGCUGUUUUUGGACCAGAUUGAGAGGCUAAGGCAAGAGGAGAAGACCCUAAUGGAAGAAAACAGAAAGCUGCGGGAGAAGUGUGGAAUGGAACCAUGGAGAUUCUCAUCGAGCAACAAGAAGCAGCAACUACUAGACAAGACAAUCGUAGCAGAAGCAGCAGCUGGAGAAGAAGAGGAAGAAGAAGAAGAAGAAGAAGAAGGGAGAGGAAGCAGUAUUGAUGAUGUGGAGACAGAGCUGUACAUAGGGCCAGCACCAGACAGAAGAACAGCAACCAAAACUAAUGCAUGCCUUCCUCCUACACACUACUAGAGUCAGUACUCCUCCAGAACUUCCCUAUAUAACAUAUGAUGAUCUCGAACCAAAAAGACAUCAACAUUAUGAUCCCGUACGUGUUAUCCUAAUUAACUGGGUUUUCUCCCCGCUUUUGUUUUGAUGGAAUCCAAGUAUAUCCAUUGUCGUCCCAAUAAGAACAUUCUGUCCCCUAAUCACUAUAGCUACCAAGAGGCAAAGUUGCCAUACCAAAGCAUAUGUUUGGGCGGUGUAAGUGACUGUUAAGACCAUUGAUCACCACCAUUUGUAUCCGAGUGAGAAAGGUGUUGUUUUAUGUAUAUCAUAUCAAUGGUUGCUGGACAUAUAUAUUGGCAUUCCUGAACAGUUAAGUCUUUGAUAUAUGGUUGUAACAAAGACCUCUAUUUCUC